AUGAAUGACGAUCAACGAAAAUUUGAAGAUACUCGUCAAAAAUUUCGCCAAAAUAUGGAGAAAGAAAGGGCGAAAAUACGAAAAACCAUUUUUCUGGAAGAUGACAAUCUGCCAUCUACCAGUAAGGGAGUGCGUAGUCAGCAAAAGCGAAAAGCCUUUUCACGGUCACCAAAGCGGCCGCUCAAACCAAAAAGGACCGCAUUCUUUUACAGAAUGACUACACAAAAAAGCAACGAUCCAGUAAUCGUGAUCGAUGACUCUCCCCCUAAAAACAAUUCGGGAAAUGUUUCUGAUGAGGAAGAUAGCCAACCUCCACCACCACCGCCACUAGUCGAUUUUUGCUUAACUCCGGAUAAUAUCGGUGAGGAAGAAGUGCCACCACCACCACCAUUUAUGGAUCAAGAUUCCAACACAACUCCGAUAAAUGUUGUUGAGGAUGCUUCCGACCCAACAUCAUCGCCGUCAGGUAUUGGUUUAGGAGACGUGGAAUACAUCCUUAAUCAAUGUGAUCUUCCAAACUUGGAAGAAAUCUUUAGAAGAUUCUUUGGGGAGAAUGACCAAAGCGUUGACAUACGUCCAGGGACACCACCAUCUCCACUCCCUCCUCGGUCACCAUCAUCCUUGGAUUGGGAAAAUGAAAAUUAUCGUCCACCGACACCACCGCGACGUCGAGGUAUUGGAUCAUGGGAACUCAAAGAAAGUCAAUAUCGUCAUUUGGGAUAUCAAUGCUUUGAAAAAACCUUCAGUGUGAAAUUGAUGGUUCCAGUAAACAAGCCCACAUAUGAAAUAGGUUACAUGGACUUGAGUAAAGAAUCUCAAACAUCUCCAACGCCAAUAGCAAAUGAGUUACCCAAAACCCCAAGCCGCGACUGGUUUAUACCGCUAUCUCCAUCACAAUAUCCCGGUGCAUCCUCACAACACCUUAUGAUACCCAAAACCCCAGGCCGAGACUGGUUUAUACCACUACCACCAACACCAAUUCAUCCCAGUUCAUGUGCGUCCGCACAAACUCCACCACUUGUGUACCUAUCUCCUAAAUUAUCAGUAGCAUCUUCGGUCAAGUCAUAUUCCUCACCAAAAAACAAAUCCGCGUCACCAACAGCAUCUCCGGACUUAAUUUUUAUAGUAUCAUCACCAUCCUCAGCCACAUUGUCCCCUUCAGCAUGGUCAACGAGCUCAAAACAGCAGUUAGGAAAUAACACGCCAUCCCCGCGAUUGGGAAAGGUUUCAGCUGGAACAACAACGCCUCCCAUCCCAACAAGCCCUAAAGAGGUUCGUCUCUCCCAAGUAACAGCAGAA
This is a messenger RNA of Lucilia sericata (common green bottle fly), 1299 nucleotides long. RefSeq names its product formin-like protein 20. The transcript has a single exon. The record is from RefSeq and is a predicted model, not a curated record. The annotation marks the transcript as partial. Lineage: Eukaryota; Metazoa; Arthropoda; Insecta; Diptera; Calliphoridae.